Molecule: messenger RNA, 3922 nt
Organism: Exophiala mesophila
Lineage: Eukaryota; Fungi; Ascomycota; Eurotiomycetes; Chaetothyriales; Herpotrichiellaceae
Product: trehalose-phosphatase, variant
Exons: 2
Coding region: 423-3236 (937 amino acids)
Biological process (GO): trehalose biosynthetic process
Cellular component (GO): alpha,alpha-trehalose-phosphate synthase complex (UDP-forming); cytosol
Molecular function (GO): catalytic activity
Source: RefSeq, a predicted model, not a curated record
CUGGCCUUCCCUUCCUUCACCUUCCAUAUUCUUGUCAUUGAUCCCAGUCUCACAUUGUCCUGAUCUUCACCUCAACACCCAUGCACCCACACACACACACACACACUCCUUUGCCUGCAUUCUUUCAUGUCUUCUCUUCUCUUGAUUAAAAUCCCCAUGGCUUUCCUGUGAGCCCUCAUCUCUAACCUUUUCUACCUCACCUCUUUGCUGCUAUUACAUCACGUUUGCUUCGCAGCACUUUUCAUUCGAAUCUUUAUUCCCUACUGCCCAACCAAUCUAUCCUGCGAACCUCUACCUCAACAUCCCUCUCGCUCUCUUGCCCUACAACCCCCGCGCUCAUUGUAUCCUGUAUCCUAUCAUAUUACAGACAUUGGCUAUCAUCAUUGUGACGGGCUGUCAGCAGCCCUCCUGUGCUGCCCACAAUGACAGUCUUCAUAGCAACUCUGUUCCUUCCCUACACUGUCGUCUUCGACCUCUCAUCCCCGCGACCUGCCUCACCAAAUAUUCAACGACCUCAGUCGACAAACUCAGCCUCGUCAAAGACGAAGUCCCCUGACACUCCAGCCGUGAGCCUGUUCACGCCAUCAGCUGCUCUCACACAGAGUCCCGGCCCAUUGGUCCAGACUCCUGGUGCGACAACCGACCAUGAGAAGAUCUUUCUUUCUCAGUACAGCCGUCCCAUGCACUUGAGGCUUCCAAGCCAUCUCAAGCAAGACAUUACGCAGGAUGAACAAUCCCCACCCGCACCCACUCUACCCCCGCGGUCAAUCUCUCAGGCUGAUCUGCACUCCCCAGGCUGGGGAAAGUCCGUCACUUGGAAUCAGCCUCCCUCCAGAGCCAAGUCUCCCCCUCCCAGCUCCAUCUUGAAACAUGCUGCCAUCAACAACAAAGAAAAAGCUGCUGCUAUGCGAAACAACAUCCUUGCAACAAACAUUGGUCAGCGCCAGCGCAAAAAGACCAUCAGUCAUGAGCGCCGCUUCUCAGAAUACAACUACUCGGUGGAAAAAGCACAGCUCGGCAAUGGUGGGCUCUUCAUGGCAAUCAAUGCCGCCGCCGAGGCGGAUUUACUUGAAGACAAGACCUGGGUUGGCACUCUGGGUUGCCCUACAGAUGCUCUCGACAACGGUCUCAAAGAGAGUAUCGCUGAGAAACUCGAGAGUGCUUACGAUGCCUUGGCCGUCUACGCUGCAGAUAGCGACAUCAAUGGCCACUAUGAACACUACUGCAAGACCAUUCUGUGGCCCGUCUUCCACUACCAGAUCCCAGAUCACCCCAAAUCCAAGGCCUACCAGGACCACUCCUGGAUCUUCUAUGUCAAGGUCAACGAAGCAUUUGCCGAUCGUAUUGCCAAGAACUACAAAAAGGGAGACAUCAUCUGGGUUCAUGACUAUCACCUACUCCUCGUCCCCGGCUUGCUUCGAAAGAGACUGCCAGAUGCACAGAUCGGCUUCUUCCUCCACACAGCAUUCCCAUCAUCCGAGAUUUUCAGAUGUCUCUCCGUCCGAUCCGAGCUCUUGGAGGGUGUCCUGGGCUCCAGCAUGAUCGCUCUUCAAAAUGAGGAAUACUGCCACCAUUUCCUGCAGACGUGUAGCCGUCUUCUCAAUGUCGAAGCGACACGCCAUGGUGUUUUGCUCGAGGACGGACGGUUUGUACAUGUCCAAACCUGUCCCAUUGGAGUCGAUCCCAAAUCUCUCGAAGAACAGCGACGCCUUCCAGAGGUGGCGGAAUGGAUUAGGACUAUUUCGGAAAAGUACCAAGGCAAACGCAUCAUCGUCGGCCGGGACAAACUCGACAAUAUUCGCGGAGUUCGUCAAAAAAUGCUUUCCUACGAACUGUUUCUUAACAGGAACCCUCAAUACGAAGAUCAAGUCGUUCUCAUUCAGAUUGCGACCUCUUCCACUGAGGACCCCGAAUUGAGUGCCGCAGUCGCCGACAUUGUCACUCGCAUCAACUCUUCUCACUCCACCCUUGCCCAUCAGCCCGUUGUCUUUCUCAAACAAGACAUCGAUCCUGCUCAAUACACGGCUCUCCUGACCAUCGCAGAUUGCUUGUUGAUCACCAGUCUACGUGAAGGAAUGAACUUGACCAGCCAUGAAUUUGUCUUUUCUCAGAAUCCAAAAUUUGCAGACACCAAGUGCGGACCGCUCAUUCUUAGCGAGUUUACCGGUUCAGCGACAGUGUUUGGGAAGUCGGCUCUUCUGGUCAAUCCUUGGCACUAUACCCAGUGUGCCGACACCAUUAAGAUGGCCCUCGACAUGUCCGAUGAGGAAAGAGAGCGACGUUGGAAGUUGAUGUAUAAGAUUGUCACCGAAAACAAUGCCGUCAAGUGGUAUGAGACCUUUAUGGAGGCCCUCGAUCACGCUUGGAGAGAGCAGUCGAUCCGCAACUCCACAUCCGUCCCACGCCUGUCCAUCGCCGGAACCACUGCCAAAUAUCAGAAGGCCAAUCGACGUCUGAUCAUCCUCGACUACGAAGGAACUCUAGCUUCAUGGGGAGCCCCUACAGACAUUGUGCUUACUACGCCCAAGCGCUCCAUUGACGUCCUUAACGAUCUCACAGACGAUCCCAAGAACAUUGUCUAUGUCAUGAGCGCCAGAACACCAGAGGAAAUGGAACGCCUCUUCAGUCCCGUGUCCGAUAUUGGCAUGAUUGCAGAGAAUGGUGCUUUCUUGCGUGAACCGAGGACCGAUGAGUGGAUCGAAUUAGCCGAUCUCGACCAUGCAGAGACUUGGAUUGGCGCAGUUUACAAAAUCCUUCAAUACUAUGUUGAGCGGAUCGAAGGCAGCAGAAUUGAGUUGCGUCAUUCAUCCCUCGUCUUUGAUUACAGCGACGCCGAGGAUCUUUCAGGGGCGUUCAAACAGGCUGGAGAGUGUGCCAAUCAUAUCAAUGAUGCCUGUCGUGGACAGAACGUCAGUGCUGUUCCUGUCGAGGAUGGACUACUCAUUUCCGAAAUGGACGUUAACAAGGGCAAUGCUGCUGCUGCCAUCAUCGAAAACCUGGAAUCCUCCGUCGCCUCGGAAGGAUUGACCUUUCCGGACUUUCUUCUUGUCAUCGGUGACUCUCGAGAAGAUGAGUAUGUCUUUAACUGGGCACAUAAGCUUGAAAAGGCCGGAAAGAUCAAGGAGGUGGUGACGGUGACACUGGGAGCUAGAAGCACAGAAGCAUCUGCUACGUUGACCCAAGGUGUGACAGGUAAGUGUAACACAGCUUGUAUGAUUGCACUUGAGACUAAUUGAUCGCAGGCGUCCUCACCAUCUUGGAGAAGCUUGUGCGAGCCAAAGCCGAGGGCCAACCACCGAGCAAUGGAGCGCCGAAGUGAUGCUGGACGAUGUUGGACGGGGCUAUGGACAGGGGAAUGCCUGACAUGGAGUAUCAAGUGCUGGAUGACGAAUUUACGAUUGUGCUCUUCCACAAUGACCGAUGAAUUUCGGAGUUUCAUUUUCUUUUACUUUUCUUAUCCAGCGAUGAGGCAACGCAAGGCAAUAGAUUUGCACGGUACGAUACCAUUGCAUAUUCAAUUAGCGAUGAACAGCAUUGAUGGGCAUAGACAUGGGUGUGAGCAUGAGCGUCGUGGGCUGUUCCCACUUUUAUUCGUUCUUACAUUUCACAAUGAGCACAAAGCAGAGUACAUUAGAAUUCGAAUUAGCAGCACAUUCUACGAGGAUAGAGUUGGAGCUUGUUGCUUGUAUCGAUUUCCAAAUGUAAGUACUAGGUACCUAGACUUACGUUCCAUUACCAGACUUACAUGGUAUACCUAUUUGAGAGAACUCAUCAGAGAGGAGAACAUAACAAGAUUGAUUUCUGGGAUCCGGGGGGAAUGACGUGAGAAGGCUUAUAUCAAAGAACUUUAAGUUUUGUCUUGGGGACAACAGUGAUGAAGUACUAGGUAGUGUACUAUGAAUACAAUAAUAGCAUAACCGUC